Choloepus didactylus (southern two-toed sloth) is the source of this 1142-nucleotide messenger RNA. RefSeq names its product myelin protein zero like 2 (gene MPZL2). The record is from RefSeq and is a predicted model, not a curated record. NCBI's taxonomy places the organism in Eukaryota, Metazoa, Chordata, Mammalia, Pilosa, Megalonychidae. Gene Ontology annotation, biological process: cell-cell adhesion. Gene Ontology annotation, cellular component: membrane. The transcript has 6 exons. Bases 163 to 810 code for a protein of 215 amino acids.
GUCACAAGCGCGGGCGCGCGGAUUCCGACAGGUGAGGGGACUCGGCCGCCUCCUCUCUCCGGGAACCAGGCGGCGCGCGCUCCAAGCGGAGGGGCCCUGGCAGGGUGCUGGAGCCCUCGGUCUGCCCGGUCUGAUCUCGGGGGCUAGGGCUGGGUUUCCCUCAUGUAUGGCAAGACCCUUACGCGGGUGGGGCUGCUUCUCCUCGGCGUACAGCUCACAGCACUCUGGCCCAUAGCAGCUGUGGAAAUUUACACUUCCCAUGUGCUGCAGGCUGUUAACGGGACAGACGUUCGGUUAAAAUGCACUUUCUCCAGCUUUGCCCCUGUGGGUAAUGCUCUAACAGUGACCUGGAAUUUCCGUCCUCAAAAUGGGGGGCCUGAGCAGUUUGUAUACUACUACCACAUGGAGCCCUUCAAGCCCAUGAGUGGGAGGUUCAAGGACCGGGUGGUCUGGGAUGGGAACCCUGAGCGGUACGAUGUCUCCAUCAUCCUCUGGAAGCUGCAGUUUGAUGACAAUGGGACAUACACUUGCCACGUGAAGAACCCACCUGAUGUUGAUGGGCUGAUAGGGGAGAUCCGGCUCAGUGUCGUGCACACUGUACCCUUCUCUGAGAUCCACUUCCUGGCACUGGCCAUUGGCUCCUCCUGUGCACUAAUGGUUAUAAUAGUAAUUGUGGUGGUCCUCUUCCACCAUUUCCGGAAAAAGCGGUGGGCGGACAGAGCUGAUAAAGUGGUGGCGAUAAAAUCAACAGAAGAGGAAAAGCUCAACCAAGAAAAAAAGGUCUCAGUUUAUUUAGAAGACAUGGAUUAAUACUUUAGACGGAGGCUGAAGAUUUCCAAGAAUGAGAACUCUAGGAUAAGUGGAAGUUAAUGGAAGCUCUUCUUUGGCUGUUCCAGUUGUGGCCUGUCUUCCAAUGAGCUCUGCAGUACAUACCCACCUAGAUAAGCAACACCCCUUUGAAGCCAGUAUAGGGCCCUCUGGAGCAGAAACCACCAGACUCAACACACAGCCCUGUUAUUGAGAUUUUAUUUAAUUUCAGAGUAUAAAUAUUUUCAAAUGCUCAUGAGCUACAUUUUUGCCCUAAAUCACUCCUUGUGGAUUUUAACUUGUAUAAAUAUAUUUUGGCAUCAAAUGAGAUACAA